AAAAUGUAAGCUGCUGACCGCGCCAACUGUUUUCUCGGAGACGUCGAACGUGUGUGCCUUCUGUGUGGAAUGAAGAACAGCUGACUCGUGCCGAGGCGAUGUUUCACUGACCGCUCCGGUAUGGUUAUGAAGUUAGUUGUGCAGUGGUCACUCAAGUGCAAGGCAUUAUCAACACGGAUGACAGCACUGCCUUCCACAUCUAUUGUAACUAUGGACCAGCACAUCUAGGGCUUCUGAUGUGUUGUUGACAGUGCAGAGACGACAGAUUUAUUGCUACGUUAAAUAGGAAACUACGGUGUCACAACAUGGAAGAUGAACAAGAUGGUGUUGCACAGCUGCGGGAAAUAUUUGAAGCUUGCGACGUGAAACGCAAAAGCAAGUUGGAUGCUGAUGGGCUUCGCUUGCUGUGUAAGAAACUGCAGCUAGAGCACAAGGCAUCUCUGCUGGUGCACCACUUGUUGGGUUGCGGCAAGCGCACCUCGGUAAGCUUCGAUGAGCUUAAGGAUGGGUUCAUUUCACUUCUCACUCAAGUUGAGGAGGUGGUGUUGGAGAGCACGUUCACUGCUACCAGUGGUGCAUCCGACAGCGAGGUCCGUCUGGAAUCUGCAGAUGCCAAUGAACUUGCAGAAGGCCGUGAAGUCUCACCAAAGUUUGUGCUUGGUGAGAAGAAAUAUGGCAGGCGUUCACGUCCUGCAUCACAGGCUGACAUGGACAUGGUGCUCUCAUCAGACGGGGAGAUGGAUGAUAUCAUGUCUUCAGGUGAAGAUUGCAAGGCGUAUGAACAAAUGAGCAUUACUAAGGAUCAAACAGUCAGUGACCAAUCAACGCCCAACCAAAACUCCGUGCCUGAGCAUGCAACCCCUGAUCUAAGAUUGGCUGCAACAAAUUUGGAUGCCACUCCAGAUGGAUGUGGAAGUCCUGAGGUGUUCCCUCUGGCAUAUACCUCUGGCAAUGGCACAGAGUCAACAGAAUCCAGUCUUACUCUGCUCGAAACAAACCCAGAUGAAUAUUUACGAGGCAUCUGGAAGAAGUUGAACGUUGGCCGUGAUGGAUUUCUCAACGUUGAAGAGUUGGCUGGUGUCUGUGAACACAUAGGCAUGGAAAUGAAUGAUGAGACAAUUUGUCAGCUGUUUGACACGUUAGACUGUGACCGUGAUGGGAAGAUAAGCUUUGAGGAGUUUGUUCAGGGCAUGUGCCAGCAUAGUGGAUCCACCCCCCUGGUGGCCCCCCUUCCCCUGGCUCAAGAGAUUUCUGCUGCUGACAGGGCUACCCCUUUGCAUGUCAAUUCUUCUGAUCAUCGGCAGUUUGGCCGCCGCCAGCCAUUCCAUAAUCUUCCCUCAAGCUUCAAAGAUGCUUCAGCGACAGAACAGACAGACCCGGCUGUAAAAGGAGCUGUGGUGCCAACAUGGGAAUCUGGCAUCUUCUCCAGCAUCGAUCCAGAGAACACAGGGUACGCAGACAGUCAGAGCGUCAUCAGUCUCUGGGAAUCCCUGGGCCUGUCCGGCGGAUGCACCAUGCUCAAGCAACUGGGCUUUAACCCAAACCUGAAGGUGAAUCUGCUUGACCUCACGAGUCAGCUGGAAGAAGAGUUCAUGUCACAGAGCAACGCUGUCUUCGCUCUGGCUUCUUACCAGCACGAGCUGCAUCACCUUAAGGCGAAUUUUGAGCAAGCCCGCGAAGAACGGGACCGCCUACGUGUCAGUCUAUCGGAGGCGAACGCAAGGGCGACACUGUUGGCACAAGAAGUUGACGAACACCAUGCCAAGCUGGAAAAAGCGUCCGAGAACAAACUCGUGACCCUGGAAAAGAAGCACCAGGAACAGCUUCGGGAAGCGCUGGAGGAGCUUCAAAGAGAACGCGAGGUAUCUUCCUCUCAGCUCAGCAAGAUCAGGCAACAGGGGCAACAGGAAGCGACGGCGCUCAGGAAUGAAGAAGGGAAGCUGCGGUUGCAACUGGCCACCCUCCAGAAAGAAAACCAACGACUGGAAUCUGAACUGCAAGACUUGAGUGAAAAGUGCCAAGAAUUGCACCGUCUUGGCGAAAACCAACAAAAGGAACUUGAAACCGUUGUGCAUCUAAAGAAGAAGAUAGCUGAUUUCGAGUCCAGACAGGCGAUUCUAAAGGAUGAGCAGUGCCAGAAGAUGAUCUGCGAGCUGGAGGCCUCUCGUAAACAGAACAAGGAGAUCCAGGAUAACAACGACGAGCUAAGUCUGGAAUUGGAGACGCUACGACAACAGUUGGCCAAUUCAGGUCGCCACGGGAAGAGGCAUCGGCGCUCGGGUUCUUGGCUGGCCGAGUACUCACGGCCCGCAGCGCAAGGGGGAGGAGUCAAGCGAAGAGGCAGCGAUGGCUCCUCUUCUGAAGAAUCGGAUGACGACACCCGAGUGGCUGAGAAAAUUCGCAAGCGAGGUGCCAUUAUGCUGAGCAGCCUGGAAGGCACACACCUCGCAGAAAGUGCCAACCUGAACGACUCGCAGCGCGAAGCCCUGGAACGUAUCAGUGCAGCGUACGAGCGAACACUACGCGAAGUGGAGGACUCAUACCGUAUGAAGGUGGCCCAACUAGAAUCGCAGCUCAAUUCUCAACUGAGUUCACAGCUGUCGCAACCCGAAGUGGACUCCAUGGACGCGGCGCAGUCUCUCAUUACAAAGUUGCAGGAUGAGCUGGACCUCAAGAAUGUUUUGACAGAACGGCUGCGCGGGGACGUGACAACGCUCCAAAGUCACUUGACGGAACAGAGGGAGCAACUGGAAGCUCAACUGAAGUUCAAGGAUGAAGAAAUCGCCAGGACGAAAAAAGCAUGCGAGCAAGAGGUGGAGAAGAUGAAAGAGCAAGCAACUGAGCAGUGUUUGGACUGCAGAUUGCGAAGUGUGGAGAGGGACACCUCACAGCACAAGGCACGCAGCGACCUCGAAAGGGAGCUUCACAUGAAUCUCGAGAGACAUCUGUCUAUGGUUGGGCACAACCAGCAAGGGAAAACGCCGGACGCUGUCGCGGCCGAACUCACUCAAGACAUCUGCACCCUGUUCCGGAGUGUAUCACGGGGUGGCGGUGACGCGUCUGCUGCUGGCUUCCAGAACAGGCUGGCCGGUAUGGUGGCCAAGGCACUGGCGACCGUCGAAACGCACCUCGAGUCUCUUCACAUUCAAGAGCAGGAACGACUCAAGCUUAACCUGCAGGAGGAGCAAGGACGAAGGCUCAAGCAGGAGCAUAUGAUCGAAAACCUGGAGGCCGAACUACAGCACAAACAUGGACAGAGCACGCUGAGCCAAGAAUGGCCGGGUUCCUUCCAGGCCACUGUCGCCCAGGAGGCUGACAAACCCAGUAGAACGGAUGUGCUUCUUCGGGACCUGUACGUGGAGAACGCUCGCCUGCUGCGUUCCCUGCAAGUAUCCGAAGACGAGCGGCGUAACGCCGAGCAUAACGUCACACGUCUGCACUACAAGUGUAAAGUACUCAGUCAGCUGCUUGCCGAUGUGACCAGGGCCGCCGUCAACGGUUCCAGAGUCGUCUGCGCGUAAGAAGCCGAUCCCUCGAAGAGUGAAAGCCAUUGGGACCAACUUUGCCACCGAUAAGAAUAUGAACUUUGCAAUGUUAUGUUCCUCGUGUUUAUUUGUGAGAGGGCGUUUUUAAUUGUUAUAGGGAAAACCUACUGCGUUGUUGAUCUCGACCCUAAGUUGAGAAAGAUGAUGUUACGGCCCGUUGUGUCGGGGUUUUGUAAAGGCAAGUCAUUCCUGAUAUAUGGGCGACGGCCAUAACUCGAUUUGCUUAGUCUGUAUUGAUAUAAUAGACGCCCUUUUACUGGAUAUAGAUAUGUAAUAAUGCCCGCCCCCGUUAAGAAGCCUAACGACCGAUGUAUCUUGAGCGGAACGCAUUCGUAGACAUUGUCUUCGGCCGUCAAAAACAGGUCAAGGACUGGUCACGCGACCGUUAUCACCGUCUGAUAGUGUUCACCAUGUGUGCCUGUAAGUCAGCAUGAACGGAACAUGUGCAGUGACCUAAAAGGCUAGUAUCACUCAUAACAUAUCCAUUUCUUCAUUCUGCAUGCAUGGUUAAUCUCUAUGAUGUCAUUUUACCAUGGGAAGACACGUAACGAUGUCUUGUUUUAUGUGUGUGCGACCGCCACACGUAUUUUCUGCUCUGUUAAUGACCAGAAUAAGUGCAAUUCUUGCAGAGUGUGCCGUUAUCGGACCUUAGCCACUGCGGGCCCUGUAUUUAUUGGAGGAUAGAUCUGACCGUCUGAUUUAUUAAUAUAAACGCACUACAUGAAGUUUUGAUAAUAAAAUCCUUUUUGAUAGUGAA
This is a messenger RNA of Ornithodoros turicata, 4302 nucleotides long. Its product is annotated as ninein-like protein. Lineage: Eukaryota; Metazoa; Arthropoda; Arachnida; Ixodida; Argasidae. Bases 306 to 3521 code for a protein of 1071 amino acids. The record is from RefSeq and is a predicted model, not a curated record. Gene Ontology annotation, cellular component: centrosome. Gene Ontology annotation, biological process: microtubule anchoring at centrosome. The transcript has 18 exons. Gene Ontology annotation, molecular function: calcium ion binding.